Molecule: messenger RNA, 4440 nt
Organism: Austrofundulus limnaeus
Lineage: Eukaryota; Metazoa; Chordata; Actinopteri; Cyprinodontiformes; Rivulidae
Gene: scaf4a
Product: SR-related CTD-associated factor 4a
Exons: 19
Coding region: 146-3661 (1171 amino acids)
Biological process (GO): negative regulation of termination of RNA polymerase II transcription, poly(A)-coupled
Cellular component (GO): nucleus
Molecular function (GO): RNA polymerase II C-terminal domain phosphoserine binding; RNA binding
Source: RefSeq, a predicted model, not a curated record
GCCCGCCGACCCGAAAGCAGCCAAUGCGAGGCUAACUGGUGUUAGCUACCGGGAGCGGACAUGUUGUACCGACCCUUCCUCGAAUAUACAUCGCUGUAAUCAGAAAUUUGGGAGUCAGGGGCAAACCCUGGGACGCCUGGUGAUCAUGGAGGCCGUCAACGCAUUUAACCAGGAGUUAUUUUCACUGAUGGACACCAAACCACCAAUAUCUCGGGCAAAGAUGAUCUCCAUCACUAAAUCAGCCAUCAAAGCUAUGAAACUCUACAAACAUGUGGUCCAGAUUGUUGAAAAGUUUAUCAAAAAGUGUAAGCCUGAGUAUAAGGUGGCAGGUCUGUAUGUGGUGGAUUCCAUCGUCAGACAGUCCAGACACCAGUUUGGACCAGACAAAGAUGUAUUUGGUCCAAGGUUCACCAAAAACAUUACAGGAACCUUCGAGAAUCUUUGCCUUUGCCCCAUAGAAGACAGGAGCAAGAUAGUGCGAGUUUUGAAUCUGUGGCAGAAGAAUGGUGUGUUUAAGAUCGAAGUUAUUCAGCCGCUCCUGGACAUGGCAGCUGGCUCUGGCAGUGGUGCCUCAUCCAUCAUAAACACAGACGAGCCUGGUUCCUCACCACCUCCUGCCAAAGAGCCAGUUACUGUGGUAACAGCCAACUCUACCACAACAUCAGUUCCUCAGCUGCACAAUUCUGAUGCCUUUGCAGCUGUGGCACAGCUCUUCCAGUCCACACAGGGUCAGCAGCUUCAACAGAUGCUCCAGAACUUUCAGCAGCAGCCAAUGAAGCCUGAAACCAAUCCGCAGCCUCCCGCACCUUCUGUUCAUACACCAGUCCGAAACGUCUCUGCUGGUCUGAGCACAGUCGUGCCACAAGCUCUGGUUCCCUCCCCACAACCUCCCCUCCAAACAGAGUCUGCCCAGCAGAAAUCAGCUUUUGACAAGAAGCUUCUGGAUCGUUUUGACUAUGAUGAUGAACCAGAAGUUGGAGAAGAACCUAAGAAGGAUGAGACCUCCUCACAGCCUCCUUUUAUGCAACAGCCUCCUGCCUUUCCUCAGCACACGGAGCACUUUAACACACAAAUGAUGAAUAUUUCACAAGAUCUCGCUCAUCAGGUUUCUUUGCCUCCUAAUGGACAGCUCCAUGCUUGUGGUGUAAUGCCAGGACAAAGCUUCCCUAUUGGGAUGCCCCCUAUAGGCCAUGCUCCACCAGGGCAGCCUCUUCCUGGAUCCACUGGACCUCCAGGUUUCCUAGGGGUAUAUCCUCCCCAAAAUGCACCACAGCAACAACAGGAUUCCUCUGUGGAAAUGGACCAUUCAGCAAUGAGAGAUGGACGACACGGUCGAAGGUCUCACUCAGGCUCCAGAUCUCCAAAGAGGAGGCGGUCCCGCUCCAAUUCUCGUACUCGACGGUCCAGGUUCAGGCGAUCCCGCUCACGCUCCAAAGACCGCCGUCACACUUCACCCCGCUCUCGCUCGCAGGAGCGCAGGGAGAGGGAGCGCGAGAGAGAGCGACGUCAGAAAGGUCUUCCACCGUCCAAGAGCGACACAGUCAGCAUUUGUAGUACAACUCUCUGGGUGGGUCAGCUGGAUAAAAGAACACAGCAGCAAGAUGUUGCUUCCUUGCUUGAGGAGUUUGGGCAAAUAGAAUCCAUCAAUAUGAUUCCUCCGCGUGGCUGUGCUUACAUUGUCAUGAUACACAGGGAAGAUGCUUACAGAGCUCUGCAGAAGCUCGGGAGAGGAUUGUAUAAAGUUAAUCAGAAAGCAAUCAAGAUUGCUUGGGCUUUAAACAAGGGCAUAAAGCCAGAGUUUAAACAGUACUGGGAUGUCGAUCUGGGUGUCACCUACGUACCUUGGUCUAAAGUCAGAGAGGACCAGUUAGAGGAGYUGAAAGAAGGAGGAAUGCUGGAUGGAGAUACUUUAUCACCAGAGUGGAGCAGUGUGCGAAAGACCUUUGAUCACCUAGAAGAACCCACUCACAAUGGCCGUUCUGAGCAGCAGCAGGCAGACGAGACUCGAGCUCAAUCUUUAGCUGCUCCUCCAGCACAGGUUCCUCCAAUGCUGCAGCCAAUGGUGGGUGUGGGCUCUUUACCACCUCCUCUCUUUCCCAGUCCCAUCGGAAUGCCACCRCCUACCUUUACACCGGGCAUGCCCCCUCCUCCUUUUAUCAGACCUGGAUUUAACCCCUUGCAAAUGCCUCCAGGUUUUCCUCCCGGGCCUAUGACCCUAGGAGCCACACCUCCUCACAAAAGUGGRGUUGAUGAGUUGCAUCAGGACCCCUCAGAUCUGGGCAGAAAGAAGAAUGAGGGUCAUGAAGUCCCCAACAUCUUCAACAAUCAGAUGGGACCCAUUGGUAACCAGGUUGGUACCCCUCCAGUUGGACCUCCGGGUAGUCUCCUAGGUUUACCUUUACCUAAUCCUUCAGGUGGCCCUCCAGUAGGUCUGCCAGGUGGUCCUCUGAUUGGGCCUCCUGGUGGUCCUAUGGUAGGUCCUCCUGGUGGUCCUAUGGUUGGUCCUCCUGGUGGUCCUAUGGUAGGUCCUCCUGGUGGUCCUCCGAUUGGUCUUCCAGGUGGUCCUCCAAGUGGACAUCCCAGAAACAUCCAACCUCCUGCUGGUCUCCUGGGUGCACGGCCUGGAAUAAUGCCACUCCAGCGCCCCUCUGGUCCACAAGCACCACAACACAUGCAACGUUUCCCUCCUCCCCAUGGGCCAAGACUGCCUCACUCCAGCAUGCCCCCUAAUACUCCACAGAUGAUACCCAGGGGGCCACACCCCCAGAUAAUGCACCACGAGCCCCCUACAUCUAAAGGAGGUUUUGGUAUUCCCCCACCACACAAUAUGAGGGCUCCUUUCCCUCGUGGGCAAGGACCUCCCCCUCAAACUAACCCGACUUCUCCAUUUAUCAGACCAGGGGGACCCAGAGGCUUAGAAGGACCAGAAGAAAUGGAUGACAGGCCAUUUAGAGGAGACAGGCCUGGAUUCAGAGAUCGAGAGCAGGAGCGGGACCGAGACUGGGAUCGAGACAGGGACAGGGGUUUUGGAGGGGGUAGACGCUCUUUUGGUGAUGGAGGGAGGGGAGCUGGUGACAAAAUGGAUGGGAGAGACCGACAUGGGGGUUGGCAGGAAGAUGGAGGAAAUCACCGUGGGGGAGGAUGGGAGCGAGACAGAGAUCGGGAGAGAGACCGGGACCGCGAUCGGGACAGAAAUAGACGGGACUGGAGAGAGAGGCGAGGCAGCCCUGACAGGGACAGAGAACGGGGGCGUGGUGAUGAUGGGGAGAGAGAUCGUGGAAGGGCAGAGGGAGGAGAAAGAAACAGGGGAGAAGGGACAAAUGUGGACAAAGGCAAAGGACCUGAAACUAAAGGGGACAAGCCCAGGCGGUCAGAACGACGAGAGAGGACCUCACGGUGGGACAAGGACGAUCGAUUGGCCGAACUGGAAAACAUGGACAAAUUUCGSAGCUUCAACAGCUUGGAGCAAUCUUCUGUGAAAGCUGUGCUUACCAUGGAUACCAGUAAAGACCCAGAUGGGAAAGCCUCUGAAAAGAAGGAACAAUCUAAACAUUUAGCUUCACCUGCAGAGGUCACUACAACAGAAAAACCUGUGCCCUCUGAGUCUCCACAGUCAGCUCCAAGUGAGCCCACAGAAACAAAAAAAGAAUCAUCAUCAUAGGCCGACAGCCUGUGACUCUGUGAAGAACUGAAAGAUACUAAAGGUUUCGUCCACUGUUCUAGUCUCAGUUGUUGGCAGAUGAAAUUCAACCUAGUCACUGUUUGUCAGAUGGUAAAUGACAGUUUCUGGGCUGUAGUAUAUUUCUUUAACACAGGCAUCUCCUGAUAUUUUCUUCCUUUUUUAUUGUUUUAUUUUAUUGCAUUGUUUGUGUACACACAGGUAAAGUAAUACUACCACAAUGGCCCACAUUUGUUUUUAACUUCCUGUGCUUAUUUAUGAAUUGGCAAGAAAAUUAUUUUAUAAAUAAUUAUUUUUAAUUUGCCAAAAAUAUCUGUCAGACACUGAUUACUGUCACAAACAAGCUCCAUUAUUUUUCCUGGUCAUGUUGCGUGUUUAAAGUCAGUUUUUAAUUUCAUUCUAAAAAUUCAAGAMGACUUCAAAUAAAUCAAACACAUGCAUGGAAAUAAUGAAAGUGAAUUUAAAACGUAUAGUAUGCUGCAAUUACAACUGCUUUUGAGCAUAUAUUGAUUUAUUUUUUUCCUUUGAAGUUUUGCCCCUUUUUCUCUUAAUAUUGCAGUACUACAAAGRUGUUACCAACUUUCUCUGAUAAACAUUUCUAAAACAUUGUUGGAGUCAGUCAUUUAAAUUUAAUCAGACAUGCAUUUAAUUUUCUCCAAUAUCGACUAUGAGAGGCUUUAUACUUAAUCCAUUUUCAAUUUCAUACAAUUAAGAAUAAAAGUAACAAGAAGGCGUGCGAAACUUCUGACAUUCAGAAAUUU